AUGAACGGUAAGACUCUCCGGCUUCAAUUGGAUCAGGGUUUGGCAAUGUCAAUAGUAUUGGCCUCUGCCUUUGCUCUAUGGAAACUUAUGUGUAUAAUAACGAUGUCAAAUUCACCGAUGGUGGUCGUUCUCUCUGGAUCUAUGGAACCUGCAUUUCAGAGGGGAGAUAUAUUGUUUCUUUGGAAUCGUGAGCAAUUCUUGGAUGUGGGUGAUAUUGUUGUUUAUAAAACUUCUGUCAAAGAAGUGCCAAUCGUUCAUCGAAUAGUCAGAGAGCAUAUAGUUCCAGAGAAGACAAAGAAAUCCAAAAGAAAAGCAAGAAAGAAUUCACAAAACAGAAGAAAGACGCACAAGACAACAAAGAAACUCACCCAGAAGAUUCUUACAAAAGGUGAUAAUAACAACAGAGAUGAUCUUCCGUUAUAUCCAUAUGGCCAAAACUAUUUAGAUAGGAAGAAAGAUAUCCUUGGAUGCGUGAAGGGAUAUUUCCCUAAAGUUGGAUAUAUCACAAUCCUCAUAACGGAGAACAAGUAUUUCAAAUAUGCUAUGAUGGGAUUUAUAGCAGUUUCUGCACUAUUCAGCGACGAGUAA
Brettanomyces bruxellensis is the source of this 588-nucleotide messenger RNA. RefSeq names its product Signal peptidase complex catalytic subunit (gene SEC11). The coding region runs from base 1 to 588 and encodes 195 amino acids. NCBI's taxonomy places the organism in Eukaryota, Fungi, Ascomycota, Pichiomycetes, Pichiales, Pichiaceae. The record is from RefSeq and is a predicted model, not a curated record. The transcript has a single exon. Gene Ontology annotation, cellular component: signal peptidase complex; membrane. Gene Ontology annotation, molecular function: serine-type endopeptidase activity.